CAACUUCGUGAAGACGCGAAGCGUUUUUAGGUUGCCGAACCGUAGCUCCUCGAAGGGUGGGAGUCGGCAAUUUGACAUUUGUCAGCUGUUUCCGUGGACGUUAAAGACGAAUUGAGAUGUUUACAGUUCCAAUUCGGCUUCCCUAAUCCGAAUCAUGGAAGAAAUCACUACCAGAGAGCAAUCUAGUGAUUCAAUUGCCACCAGUGAGGAGUUUGAAGAUCUAGGACAGAAAAAUGCUUCCGUGGUUAAAUUGAACGACGAAACAUCAGUUAACGGAGUUGUAGGAAGUGAAGGUAUGCUUAAAACAUCUCCAGAAAUGGAAAUUAGCAAUAAUGGGAGUUUGGCUGAACUAAAAGACACACUUGAUGAAGUACUCAAUGAAGAAACAGAAACCAGUGCGCAAAUUGACAAGAGUGCUCAGAAUUAUACUCUGUUCAAUAGGAUUGCUUACUUAGGAGCGGCAACAGUAAAUGCUCCGAGAAGUGAGAAUGAAAUAGCAAGAAACAUGGCCAUAAUGAGGCAAUCAAGUGGCCAACCAAUUCCGAUUGCUCUUUCAAUUCCCAAUAACUGUGAUGGAUCUGUUGUGCUUUACGAAGCAGAAAGCAACACAGAAAUGGCACGCCAUCCAAUCCAUCGUAUAAUCUUUCUUUCACUCGGCCCGUCAGGAACGUUGGAUUCCAAUUGUUUUGCAUUCACCUGUCCUAGAGGAGAUUCAGACGAAACAGCAAUAUUCCAGUGUCACGUAUUCCGUUGCGAAAUCGCCGAAGCCAUUCCGAAAGUCAUGUGCAGUUUCAAGCACGCUUUUCGUAAACCCGAACCCCCUGCCUCCAUGUCAACAGAAUCAUCGACCGCCACCUCACCCACAGAACUGACCAAUCAUCGUUUGACGUUUGAAUUGACUUUCGAAAUUAAAGAGGAAGACACAAAGGGAAACUACAGCGCUGUUCCCAAGGAUCGUAAUUUUUUCAAAAUACGCGCAGGCAUCGAAAAGAAAAUCGUCAUAACAGUUGUUCAGAUAAAUGACAGCUUAGAAUUACCCAUAGAACGUUGCUUUGGGUUAUUAGUAAGUCCGGGACGGCAUGUCAAACAUAGUGAUAUGCACCUGUUAGAAAUGGUGUCUAUGGGUACUUCCAACACUCCCAGCAACUCUCAGGACGUACGGAAGUCGGCUUAUGUAAUCUCCGGUCAUUGGGAUCCGAAUGAGCCAGUCUUUGGGCUUCUUAAUCGUGAAAGUUCCAAGGAAAUAAAUUCCGUGUAUAUGACGAUUGCUGUGGAUCUCGUGAUUAGAGGUAUCAGUGAGCCGGUACGUUUCGUUAUUGAAACACGUGUAAAGGUGUUUGGACACAACGAACGCUUUUGGUACUACAGUCAAAAGCAUAUGACUUUACAAUUCGCCGUACAUGUUGCCGAAAUUCGUGACCUUCCUCCGAAUUCUUCCAGCUACGACCCCACAUAUAGAGUGGUAGAAAUUUGCAAUGAAGGCGAGAUAGAGCGACCGAGUAAGGGGCUGGGAAUGGGUAUGGCACUCUCAUUGAACUUAAGCUCAACAUUGAGUACGUUAACUAGCAGCACUUUUGGUUCUCUUAACUCUCCUACACCGGUUGUGAAUGAUACCCUGAAGGAAGAUGAACUUUCAUCUGAUAAUGACGAACCUCUAUUAAGUGGAUCAGGUGAAGUUUCCAAGGACUGCAGUGAAGUGGAAUUGGCUUCAUGGGCGGAAGUAUUGCAUUUGUGGGGAACUCAACCAGGCGAUAACCAGCCCAAGCAGUUAAAGCAUUUAGUUAGACGUGGCAUACCAGAAGCAUUGCGGGGUGAAGUCUGGCUCCGGUUGGCUGAUUGUUCUUCUGAUACCAGCGUCAUGGAUGCUUAUCGCGUGUUAAUCACGAAAGAGUGCAGUGCUGAUCCCGUCAUCAUGCGAGACAUCCAUCGUACUUUCCCAGCGCAUGACUUUUUCAAGGAUUCUGGCGGUCUCGGCCAGGAAGCGCUGGCUAAAAUAUCUCGCGCGUACGCAGUUUACGACCAAGAAGUCGGCUACUGUCAAGGUUUGAGUUUCUUGGCUGCAUCUCUGCUACUGCACAUGCCAGAGGAGCAGGCCUUCAGCGUGAUGGUCAGAGUCAUGUUUCACUAUGGACUGCGUGAUCUCUUCAAGGACGGCUUUGAGACAUUACAUCUUCGUUUGUAUCAACUUGACCGCCUUAUUGAAGAGUAUCUGCCCGAUUUGUGGAAUCAUCUGGUGGAAAACUGUAUCGAGAAUCACAUGUAUGCAUCGCAGUGGUUCCUUACGCUCUUCACCGCCAAAUUCCCGCUCUUUCUCGUCUUUCAUAUUCUAGACGUCUUCCUCUACCAAGGCAUGGACACCAUAUUUCAAGUUGCACUCGGCUUGCUGUCCAUGGCUAAAAAGGAUCUCCUUUCACUCAACUUUGAAGGCAUACUAAAGUACUUUCGCGUCCAGCUGCCUAAACGUUAUCGCAACGAAAUGGCUGCUCGCCAGCUGAUGAAGUUAACGUCUUCGUUCAAGCUAAGAAAGCUGAAGAAAUAUGAGAAAGAUUUUAUGGCCAUUAAGGAACAAGAGCAGGCUCGAGAAGACCCGGUCGUACGCCUUGAACGUGAAAACAAGCAUUUGCAUGAGGCAAAUUUGAGGCUCGAACGUGAAAGUGAUGACUUGGCUCAAGAAUUGAUCACUAGCAAAAUCGGGCUACGUUCAGAGCUGGAUGCAGCUGAGGAGAAGGCUGACAAUUACUUUAAAGAACUGCAAACGUUGAGACGUCUUCAUAAAGAAAUUGAAGAGGAUCGUAAUCAAAUUCAAAAUGAAGCUGUGAAGGUGAAGGAGAUGUUGCAGCGAGAAGUGCAACGAGCUGAAGAAGAAGGUCGACGAAGUCAGUCUAUUAUUGCUGACUACAAACAGAUCUGUUCCAAACUUACGCGACGACUAGAAGGCGAGCAAUCUCGAGCAAAAGAAGUGUUUGAGAGACUGCAAGCCAGUCUCUCUGAUAGCCCCAACUAUUCCAGUCUUUUAGAUGACGUGGUUAGCCUCAUCAGGUCGGAACAAUCCAGCCCAGAUCUGCAAGAAACAGGAAACCUAGUCUGUGAAUCGAAACCUCGUUCCCCCGCAUCUGCCCAGUCCCAGUUUGAAAACCAGGUUCGGCUACUCGAAUUAGAAUUGGCUCAAACAAAGUUGGCGUUGGUCGAAGCUGAAUGUCGCAAUCAAGAUCUUACCCACCAGUUGUCAACCAUUUCGAUGGAGAUGCAGUCUCAAUCACGUAACAGCUGGCUACAGAAAACCCUCUCUUCCAUUAAGGAAGCUACAGCUAAGAAGGACGGCCUUCCGGUUGCCACUAGCACGGCAUCUUCAUCAGGUUCACCUGCAGCCAAUCCAACAGGUCGGAAGGAUUCGUUGAGCUCUGAUAAGUAAUAGUAAUAAUAACAAUAAUAAUAACACCAUUCCACCGUAAGAGAUUACGAACUAUCGUAUCUAUAUAUGAAAUGGUUCAAGUGCUAUAGUUAUUCCCAUUUUUCUUUUUUUGUUUGGUUGUUUGUUUUUUUUUCCCUUGUCCUUAUAAAUUCAUAUCCAUCGAUACGGUUACGUAUCGCGUGCCAUUCAAAAUCCGCUUUGAAAAUUUAGAUUUGGUUAAAAUAAAUGAGCACGUAGCAUUUGCGA
Daphnia magna is the source of this 3658-nucleotide messenger RNA. It is a transcript of the gene GAPcenA, whose product is annotated as rab GTPase-activating protein 1-like. The record is from RefSeq and is a predicted model, not a curated record. NCBI's taxonomy places the organism in Eukaryota, Metazoa, Arthropoda, Branchiopoda, Diplostraca, Daphniidae. Bases 155 to 3412 code for a protein of 1085 amino acids. The transcript has 15 exons.